Molecule: messenger RNA, 1524 nt
Organism: Thyridium curvatum
Lineage: Eukaryota; Fungi; Ascomycota; Sordariomycetes; Thyridiales; Thyridiaceae
Exons: 4
Coding region: 1-1524 (507 amino acids)
Molecular function (GO): succinate-semialdehyde dehydrogenase (NAD+) activity
Source: RefSeq, a predicted model, not a curated record
AUGAAGCCGAACUUGCCUUUCAAGCUGGACGAUCCGUCCCUCCUCCAUGAGGAGUCACUGUUGAACGGCCAAUGGGUCCAAUCCGAGUCCGGAAAGCGAUUCGAUGUCGAGGCCUUGUCUACCCCCCCACAAAAAGACCCGGGCUCUUGUCAGAUCUGGGCGACCAGUCCCGCGAACGAAGUAAGGGACGUGGACAAGUAUGUCCAGUCGUCGCACGCUGCCUUUGAAAGCUACCGUCACGUCAAUCCUCGCGACCGAGCCAAGAUCCUCCUCAAGUGGCACGAACUCAUCACCAACGCCCGGGAGGAUAUCGCCAAGUUGAUUACAUUCGAAACCGGAAAGCCCCUGGCAGAGGCUGUGGGCGAGGUCGACUAUGCCCUCGGCUUCGCUUGGUGGUUCGCCGGCGAGGCAGAGCGGGUUCGGGGCUCCAUCGCCAUACCGUCUGUAUCCGGCCGCCGCACCUUUGUCAUCAAGCAGCCCAUCGGCGUGAGCGUCGCUCUCGUUCCCUGGAACUUCCCCGUCGCCAUGAUCGUCCGCAAGGUCUCCGCCGCCCUGGCCGCAGGGUGCACCAUGAUCGUCAAGCCUUCCCCGGAAACACCCUUCAGCGUCAUGGCCCUGGCGGACCUUGCUCUCCGCGCGGGUCUGCCUCCCGGUGUUCUCAACGUCAUCCCCACCGAUAACGCCAACACCCCGUCGCUCAGCGAGGCCCUUUGCAAGCACCCAUUGGUACGAAAGGUGACCUUCACCGGCAGCACGGGAGUCGGCAGCAUCGUUGCGAGACACUGCAGCGAAGGGUUGAAAAAGCUCACCAUGGAGCUGGGUGGCAACUGCCCUUUCAUCAUCUUCAACGACGGUGAUCUGGAUCAGGCGGUCGCGGCCCUCAUGAUCCUCAAGUGGCGCACAGCUGGUCAGGCAUGCACCCAUGCCAACCGAGUCUACGUGCAGAGCGGCGUCUACGAUAGGUUUGCGCAGAUGAUGGUGGAAGCCACCCAGAAAAUCCGCGUGGGUCACGGGGCCGAAUCUGGGACCACAAUGGGACCGCUCACCACUAGCCGUGGCGUGCACAAGCUGAAGCAGCACGUCGCAGACGCUGUCAGCAAAGGAGGCAAGCUGCUUUGCGGCGGGCAGCAGCCGGCAAAUUUGAGGGGAUAUUUCUUCGAACCAACAAUCAUCUCCGGAAUGACGUCCGACAUGUUGUCGUCUCGUGAAGAGAUUUUCGGUCCCCUAUUGGGCCUCUACAGGUUCGAAACUGAAGAGGAGGCUGUGAAGAAGGCGAAUGAUACGUCGAUGGGCUUAGCAUCGUACUUCUUCACAAGGGAUGUCUCCCGAACCUGGAGGCUCUUGGAAAGCCUCGAGGCUGGCAUGAUCGGCAUGAAUACCGGUAACUCCUCGUGCGCCGAGUCUCCCUUUGGUGGGAUUAAAAUGUCCGGCUACGGUAAGGAAGCCGGUAAGGAUGUUGCAAUUGAGGAAUACCUGAUCCAGAAGACAGGAACACUCACAGUUGAUGGCUUGCCGAAAUUGUAG